This is a messenger RNA of Callorhinchus milii (elephant shark), 4380 nucleotides long. It is a transcript of the gene dapk2b, whose product is annotated as death-associated protein kinase 2b. Gene Ontology annotation, biological process: intracellular signal transduction; protein phosphorylation; positive regulation of apoptotic process. Gene Ontology annotation, cellular component: cytoplasm; nucleus. Gene Ontology annotation, molecular function: protein serine/threonine kinase activity; ATP binding. Bases 164 to 1258 code for a protein of 364 amino acids. The transcript is spliced from 13 exons. The record is from RefSeq and is a predicted model, not a curated record. NCBI's taxonomy places the organism in Eukaryota, Metazoa, Chordata, Chondrichthyes, Chimaeriformes, Callorhinchidae.
CACACACACCCCCGGAGACAGUCACACACCCACAGCGCAGCUCUGGAUUUCCAGCUAGUAAAGCAGCUCGAGGAGCUAGCAAAGAUACGUUAGGCGCCUGUUGCAGUACACUGGAAAUGGAUUUUGAAAGUUUUCCCUUGAACAUUUUCGUUUGAUGAUCUGAAUGAGGAUCUCUGGCAUGGCUACCUUUAAGCAACAGAAAGUGGAGGAUUUUUAUGAAAUUGGAGAAGAACUGGGAAGUGGCCAGUUUGCUAUCGUGAAGAAAUGUUGUGAGAAAAGCUCUGUGACCGAGUAUGCAGGAAAGUUUAUUAAGAAAAGACAACUUCGUGCCAGUCGAAGGGGAGUGAGACGAGAGGAAAUUGAACGGGAGGUGAAUAUCCUACAGCAGAUCCAACACCCGAAUAUUAUCACCUUACAUGAUGUCUAUGAAAACAGAACAGAUGUUGUACUCAUUCUAGAACUUGUGACCGGAGGAGAACUCUUUGACUUUCUGGCACAGAAAGAAUCUUUGAGUGAGGAAGAGGCAACGGCAUUUAUUAAGCAAAUCCUAGAUGGUGUGAACUACCUCCAUUCGAAGAACAUUGCACAUUUUGAUCUCAAGCCAGAAAACAUUAUGCUUCUAGACAAGGUACCUGUGCCACACAUCAAGCUGAUCGACUUUGGUCUCGCUCACAGAAUUGAAGAUGGAGUAGAAUUUAAAAAUAUAUUUGGAACACCUGAAUUUGUUGCUCCAGAAAUCGUGAAUUAUGAACCUCUUGGUCUACCAGCAGAUAUGUGGAGCAUAGGUGUUAUUACCUACAUAUUGUUAAGUGGGGCUUCCCCUUUCCUGGGAGAAUCCAAACAGGAAACCCUCACAAACAUCACUGCAAUGAAUUAUGACCUUGAUGAAGAAUUCUUCAGCCACACCAGUGAACUGGCAAAGGACUUCAUUAAAAAAUUGUUGGUGAAAGAUACUAGGAAAAGAUUAAACAUUAAACAAGCUCUUUCCCACCCAUGGAUAACGCCAUUUAACAAAUGCCAGGCCCUUGUCAGAAGAGAAUCUGUUGUGAAUUUGGAAAAUUUCAGAAAGCUGUAUGCACGAAGGAGAUGGAGACUAACGUAUCGGAUUGUGUCACUGUGCAAUCAUUUGACUCGUUCGUUCCUCAAGAAAGAUUGUCUGAAGAAAGAAGAUGCUUCAAGAGCGUAUGGAAGUGAUAACGAAGAAGAGAGCGUUGGAAGGAGAGUGCUAAGACCCAGGAGACGGAGUAGCACAUCAUAAGGAAACAUUGUGACUGUUGCACUGAACUAAGGCAAAUGUUUUAUGUCUCUUAGAAUCAGCAAAAGUCAUAAUAACAGCAGAAGUGUUUUCCAAUGUGUGUGUGUGUAUAUAUGGCCUAUCACACAAAUUGAGUGUUAUUGUUAAAAUAUGUAGGUAUUUAAGAUCAAUUCUCAAUUCUGUUGGCCGAUUGUCAACAAGAGUCACUUUUUCCACUGAUAUCAUUCCUGAAGAAAAAGUGUGCAAUAUGUUUUUAGGAACUAUGUAUAUUCUAGCAGUGUUACUCACUGCCUUUUGUCAGGUCACAUGAAAUAUUCAAUCUCAAGGAUUAUUCUCAUGACAACUCCCAACAAUGCAUCACUAAGUGUUGGAACAUUGUUCUGUUUCCGCUUCAGAUAUAAUGUGUUGAUAUCAGUUGACCUGAGCCAGUUUUGACUAAUGACUGGAUUUUGCAUCCCUGAAUUAGUGAGCCAAGGUGCCUAUGGCUAUCCAGUGACCCUUGCAACAUGUUUGUGUGGCCAUCAAUGAAGGCAGGAUAGAGAUCUGCUGUGAAGCCCUCACAGACACUCACUGCCUAGACUCGCAGCUGGAAAAUGACCAUUUGGGUAAGGGAUGUUUCCAAGACAAAUCUGUGCCUUGUAAAGGGGUAAAACUAAGUUUAAUAGCCUUAAUGAAGCCAUUUUGCUUCUCAGUGAUUGCUGCAAUAGCCCUGCCUUGUGGAAUUCCUUGGCUGAGGAACAAUAGAUACACAAAGAAGUCACCAAUGAACCUUGGCUGUGUCAACAUUUCACAGCUGGGCAAGCUGCGAAUGGAGGCCAGAGACAUAGAGCAGAAAUAUGCGAAGGUGCAGCAGAUGACAUCCCACGUUAGAUGAUCAUUCUCUGAGGCCCCCCACCCACCUCUCCACCACCACCUACAUUUAAUUUGCUCAGGUUCUUAGCAGCCUCCAGGAGUUGACCAUAACAAUGCAAGUUGUACUAAGCAUUGAGUGUGUAGGCGUUAAUGAAUGGGAAACAGUUACUUGUACUGUAAGUGUUUUUUAUAAUGAGUGCCAAGCUAAGAUGGUAAAGUGCAGGUUAUAAACUCAAGCAUGUAUGUAAAUUGUUGUAAAUCAAUGACAUCAUUUCAUUUUUAAAGAAAAAAAAUCUUUCAAAUGCUAAAGAACAUUUGAAAGAUUAACUUUUAAUGAUGAAGAUGCAUUAAUAAGCAUCCUUUAGUAAGCAUAGUCUGAUUUACAGUCACUGGAGUGUCAUUAAAAUAUUUUAAUGCCUGGAGAAAUAGUUUUACAUGGUUGGAACUGUUAAUUAUUUGGGAGUUUUCUUCACUAGAUGUAAAAGAAACCCUUCUGUUGCCACACACAGAUUUUCUGGUGACUUACUUUUGGAAAAUGUGGAAAAUAUUAACUUUAGACAGACCAGGCAGUGUUUUAUUAUAGAGAGUUGGUAUGAUCUAAAUUUAAUGUUCAGCACAGAUUUGGAAUAUAUAAACCCAGUAUGCAAGUACAUGUAUUUUGUUCUUCGGGAUUAUUUAGGACUUGUACUGCCGAAAACAAAUGCAGAAAAUCUUUAAGAUUUUUUAAAUCAAAGUGAUUAGAAUCUUGACUCUAUAAUUUUUUGUUACUUUGUACUGUAUAUUAAAGUAUUACAUUUGUGUUUUUAUACAUUCCAAAACCUGAGUUGGUGGGGUUCAUUAUCUGAGUUGUGUAAGUCGUGUGUAUAACCAAUUUAAUAUGUGAGUUGUGCAAGCCACAUGUAAUAAUAAUAAUAACAUGUAUACAGGACAACUUACAAACAGUUGCUGCAUAUUAUAGAAAAUCUUGUGAAGCGCUUUGACAUAUUCUUCCAACACUAUAUCAAAUGUAGGGAAUAUUAUUUAUUAUUAUUUAACCUUAUUAUAACAUGAUUGUGUGGGUCCAAUCUCUCUGAAGCCUAGUCAAGCAAUGCAUGAAACAUUGGCUGACUUCCAGAUCUUCAAGUCGCCUCUAACGUCACUUCUAACCCCAAAGUUGUGUCACUGGCACUUGUCAACAAUAUUUGGCAGCUGCUUUCAAAAUGACAACAUUCGUUGAAAUAAAUUGGUGGUAGACAAAAAAAAAGAAUCCUACUGUUUGAUUAGAGAAUUUAAAUAUUGCAAUCUCAAUCUUUAUAUUUUAUAUACUAGAUAAUUAUUUGGGGAGUAAAAGUUUGCAGGGCUAUAGGAAGAGAGCGGGGGAGUGGGAUUCAAUUGGAUAGCUCUUUUUAAAGAAGCAGCGCAGAUACGAUGGGCAGAAUGGCCUCCUUCUGCGCUAUAUAAUUCUAUGAUUCUAUGAUGAUACAGCGCCUUUCACGUCGGGAGGACGUCUCUUAAGAGCUUCACAAGAUAUACUGUAAAGUGACUCUAUUCUUUGGGGGCGAAUCUGCAGUGAUAAUAACAGACACUCAAUGUGAUGCAAUAUAUUGGAGCACCAAUGAAUUGUGCCCACUCACAAGAAAAGUCAUUUUCCGAAAUCAAUAGAAAAACAACCCGACUGUAACAUUUUUUGUCAGUAUAAGUCUCAAAAUAUGGGAACACCAUACAACAUAGUCAGCUGUAAGGUUGAAUGGUUAUUUACUUCAUUGAAGGUUUAUCUUGAACAUAUAACCUUUUAUUAUAUUUAUAUAAGCCCUGGUCAGCUGCAACUGGCAAAUAAUUUUGCUACUGCCUAAUGUUAACAUAUGUAGAAUUGUUGUACAGCCUCAAUUAAUUGAACGUGUAUUUUUUAAAAACUGUUGGUAAUUCAGGGCAAAGCUGUUCAUUCUAAAAAUAUUUUAACUGAUUUCUGUUGUUAACUGAUGUAUACUUGUAACAGUAUUUGCUUCCAGAUUCAAAAACCAUAAGCAAAGCGAAUUUUAGAAACAGAAAUGUAUCUUUUUAGACCAGCUGUGCAUGUAUAGGGAUUUGCCAAUAGAAAAGUUGGGCCAAUGUUUUGCCAAUACCUCAGGGACCCAACUAAUAAAUGCCAUGGGUUUCUUCUUUGCUACGUAUUCCAUUUUGUUUUGGUAUUCAUUAAAAUUGUAUUUUAUCAAUGUACUAAACUGUACACAUCUGAACACUGUGACUAUAAUUUGUAGAGUAUUUUUCUGUAAAUAAAAAGAUUAAUGAAGUUA